UGUUAUCAGGCCCUUCUCCUCGAGCAGCAGCGGAGACUAGUGUAAGAGCCCGGGCGCACGAAGAAGAAUCCCUACCGAUCGAGCUUCGCUGACGAUGAUGGCGACGGAGUGGUGGUGGCCGUCCCUGCCGGCGUGGCUGGGGUCCCAGGCCGUGUGGUUCGUCGCGCUCAACGCCGUCGUCGCCGCUGUCGCCAUCCUGUCCUCCCGUGCGCGGUCGUCUCAGUCGUCGACGCCACGCCGCUGCGCCGGGGUGACGCGGAGGGCCUCCUCGGAGGUGCUGCAGAGCCUCCGCUCGUUCUCCAUCUUCUCCUUCCCGUCCGCUUGCUUGUCCUUCCUCCAGCCCGACGCCGCUGCAUUCGCCUACCAAGAAACAGAGGAGCCCGUGCGGUCACCCACCGAGCCGUCGCCGCGCGCGCUCACGCUCACGCCACCACCGCCCGUGCCGGCGGCAGACGAGGAGGGUGAGGACGAGGACGAGGAGGACCAGAACGUGAUGAGCAUGGACGAGGCCUACGCGCUGGUCCUGGCGUCACGGCAGCGGCCGGAGCGGGAGCAGGAGGAGGAGGCGAGGCGGUCGGAGGUGGAUGCUAAGGCGGAGGAGUUCAUCCGGGGGUUCAAGGAGGACCUGCGGCAGCAGCGGCUCAACUCCAUCUUCAACUACACCCAGAUGCUCAGGCAGCGUGGGCUCGCCGCCGGCCGCCGGCAGCAGAAUGCAGGACCAGAUCAGCUUUGAGACUCACUUUGACUCCCUCACGUGUUCAAAUGUUCAAUUCGUUAAGAAUUUGGUCAGCAUUUUGAAGGGGAUCAACUAUGUUUCGAGUUGUUGUUUGUUUGUACAUAAACUAGCAUAUGUAUAGUCUGCAGGUGAAGUACUAUCUUGUAGCUUGGACAGAACAAUUCUUUUAUUUGUUAUCUACGACAUUCGUUUGGUUUAUACGUAUCUUGUAGCUUUGGACAGAGCAUUUCUUCAAUUCUUUUGCUAUCUACUUCAGUGC
This is a messenger RNA of Setaria italica (foxtail millet), 995 nucleotides long. RefSeq lists its product as uncharacterized. Bases 95 to 733 code for a protein of 212 amino acids. Lineage: Eukaryota; Viridiplantae; Streptophyta; Magnoliopsida; Poales; Poaceae. The record is from RefSeq and is a predicted model, not a curated record. The transcript has a single exon.